AUGGAUAUUGACCAUGAAUCAUUGAUUGAAUUCGAACAAGGAUUAGGUGAUUCUAAUCCUAAAGAUACUUCCAUCACCUUACACAAUCUAGAAAUCAAGAUCGAAUAUAAUAUUGUCCCCAAUAAUGAUAUUGAAAGUAUUGAAGUGAUUAAUAUUGAUGAUUACUUUAGUAAAUAUUCCUAUGAUUUAGAUGAGUUUACUACAUGUAGUGAAUGUGGGAAUUCUAUCAACACCAAUAACAAAUGUUGUUUACAAUAUGUUGAAGAUUCCAAACAUCUUUCAUCAUUAGAACGAUCAUAUUGGUUAUCAUUCAUAAAUUGUCCCACCAGAACUAUCAACACCUUACCCAAUUAUUCUCAAUUUUUAUUCUUACAACAAGGGAUUCCUUAUCAGAUGAGACAAGCUAUUUGGAAAAAGUUGUUCUUAAUCAAUUAUAACAAUCAGAUUCCAGAAACUUCAUUAUUGGUAUAUAAGAACUUUCAACAUUCAUAUAAUACUGAAACUUCUGAUCAAAUUUCUAAGGAUUUGAAUAGAACCUUCCCCAGCAUUAAAUUUUUCAGUGAGGAGGAUAAUAUUAGACAUUUGGAAACCAUUUUGAACGUAUAUGCCAAUUAUGAUGUCGAAUUAGGGUAUUGUCAAGGACUAUUAUUCUUAGUUGGAUCAUUAUAUUAUCAAUUCAAAGACCCUCAAUUGACAUUCCACGCACUUAUUACUAUCAUGGAAAGUGAAACUGAAUUACAUGAUAUCUUUACUCAAGAAUUGAUGUCUAUAACGUUAAACAAUUGGUAUAAUCAAUUCAAAAACAUCUUCCAGCAUACUGACCCCGAGUUAUAUUAUCAUUUAAUGACAUUUGUUGAUUUAAAAGUGUUCUUAUAUCAAUGGUGGUUAUCAUUUAUGUCUAGUCAUACACCAUAUUUUUCAAUUAUCAAUAGAAUCAUGGACUUUUGUUUACUCCAAGGGUGGAAAAUUGGAAUGUUUAAGAUCUCUUUAGGAUAAUUGUUGAUCAAUAAACCUAUUUUGAUGACAAUGGCUGAAGGUGAUGAAGAAGUUAUCUAUCAACAUUUAUUAAAUGAAUCCAAAUGGGGAUUGGUUAUCCAUGAUAUCAACGGAUUCUUUGGUGAUUUAUUGUUUAAUAUUGAUGCCAAAUUAUUAUUGAAUCAACAUAAGAACAAACCAAUGAAAACCCAUAAACGUACACAGUCAUCCAUGAUGGAUAAAUUCAAGAACUUGAAUAUUUCCAGUUACUCAAUCCCUUCAUCCAGUUCAAUCUUUUCAAGGAAGAAUCACGAUGGUGAUUCAAUUUAUUCUGAAUCAACCUGUGAAUCUGAUGCCUCCGACAAAGAUCAUUUGAAAGUACCUACAGAUAAGGGAAAGAUGUAUAGAGAUUUGUUGAGUAAAUGUUUAGAUCAUAUUGAGGAUGAAACAUUAAGGAAAGAGAUCAUGGAAGUUUUAUAA
Yamadazyma jaroonii is the source of this 1455-nucleotide messenger RNA. The record is from the annotation of a GenBank genome assembly. NCBI's taxonomy places the organism in Eukaryota, Fungi, Ascomycota, Pichiomycetes, Serinales, Debaryomycetaceae.